Molecule: messenger RNA, 1728 nt
Organism: Acipenser ruthenus (sterlet)
Lineage: Eukaryota; Metazoa; Chordata; Actinopteri; Acipenseriformes; Acipenseridae
Product: very-long-chain enoyl-CoA reductase-like
Exons: 13
Coding region: 124-1203 (359 amino acids)
Biological process (GO): very long-chain fatty acid biosynthetic process
Molecular function (GO): oxidoreductase activity, acting on the CH-CH group of donors
Source: RefSeq, a predicted model, not a curated record
CACUACUUAUCACUACACUGGGAGCUGGUGCUGUUCCGAGCACAUUCCUUACCAUAACUUACUUUGCAUUUCUAUUUUAACAGCCUCAGCCAGUGGAGGGCUUCCCCUCUCCCCAGUGGAGACAUGAUUGAGAGUGUCAGGUUUCCUGAUUGCUGGUGCGUGGAGGGAGAAUGUAAGCUGAAAGAAAUCUCUGACACAGUGAUUGUCAGGAAAGGGAGAGAGCUACUGCGAUUCACUUUACUGUGGGGGGAAAAACACCAGAAAAGAAUGAGCAGAGUAACCUUCUUUGAGGUGGAGAUCCUUGAUCCCAAGACAAAGGGGCAGCUAUGUUUUCUGGACAAGGUGGAACCCCAUGCCACUAUUGGAGAAAUCAAGUGCUUGUUUCAUAAAGCGUAUCCUCAGUGGUACCCAUCAAGACAGGCCCUUAAGCUUGAUCCAAAGGGGAAAGCAUUAAAGGAUGAUGAGAUCUUGCAGAAUCUCCCUGUAGGCACAACAGCUACUCUCUAUUUCAAAGACUUAGGUCCCCAAGUUGGCUGGACAAUGGUGUUUCUCUCUGAAUAUGCAGGUCCACUCUUUAUAUAUCUACUGUUCUAUUUCCGACUUCCAUAUAUCUAUCACCAUAAGCACGCGUUCACGUCCAGCCCAUACCCUGCCGUGACCCUGGCCUGUGUAUGUCACUCAAUCCAUUACAUCAAACGCUUGAUUGAAACGAUAUUCGUGCAUCGUUUCUCCCAUGGUACAAUGCCACUCAGAAAUAUUGUGAGGAACUGUUUAUAUUACUGGGGAUUUUCAGCAUGGCUCGCCUAUUACAUCAACCACCCUCUUUAUACUCCACCUUAUUACGGAAAUAAGCAAGUCAACUACGCACUAGCAAUGUUUGUGAUAUGUCAGGCUGGCAACUUUUCUAUCCACUUAGCUCUCAAUAAUUUGAGAAGUGAUGGAUCCAAGGCUAGAAAAAUUCCCUAUCCAACCAAAAACCCCUUCACGUGGCUAUUCUUCUUUGUGUCAUGCCCCAAUUAUACCUAUGAGGCUGGAGCCUGGUUCAGCUUUACAAUCAUGACACAAUGUGUGCCAGUGGGUCUGUUUACACUCAUCAGCUUCAUUCAGAUGACCAUCUGGGCGAAGGGCAAGCACUACACCUACAUAAGGGAGUUCAAAGAGUACCCCGACCUCAGGAUGCCGAUUAUUCCUUUCUUAUUGUAAGGGAAUUACAAGCUGUUAAAUGGAAUGAGAGAUGCAACAUAAAGCUGCAUAUGGCCUAAAUUGAAUCCAAUAUUAUAGCAAUUAUGUAGUACCAUUAAAAAUGUCUUUAUGUGCAAUAACAGGACUGUUCUGGAGCUAUAAUUUUGAUUUGAUCCAGGUGUAUGCACUUUAUGUGUUUUUGAUUUAGUUAACAUGGGAGAGCUAUAAUUGCUUUUAGGAAAGCAUGGUGCAGCUCAAUUCAGUUUAUCCAAAACAUAUAUAUAUAUAUACAUAAAUAUAUGUAUUUUAAAAAAGACAUUAUAUUGGUCACAUUUGAGAGACCACAAAUGUAUGACUUAUGGAAGCAGUGGCUCAGUGUAGCAUCUGCACUGAAUUAGCCAAGCAGCCGUGCAGUUUUAUGUGUUUGUCUUUCCCAUUCAUCAUUCCUUAAUUCACUGUUCCCUUUCAAUUCGAAGAUGACCAGCAACCAUACUUUUGGGAUAUGCCUGCCACAGGUCAGGUAUCCACUGAGCACUUUAUAUCAAA